Molecule: messenger RNA, 2458 nt
Organism: Notechis scutatus (mainland tiger snake)
Lineage: Eukaryota; Metazoa; Chordata; Lepidosauria; Squamata; Elapidae
Gene: SLC19A1
Product: solute carrier family 19 member 1
Biological process (GO): folate transmembrane transport
Cellular component (GO): plasma membrane; basolateral plasma membrane; apical plasma membrane
Molecular function (GO): folate:monoatomic anion antiporter activity; folic acid binding
Source: RefSeq, a predicted model, not a curated record
UACACCAAGUGCGGUCUGUACACCAAGAACCUGCAGUGAGGGAAUCUCUCACGCAUAGUAAGCGCGGGAAACGUUCCCAGUUCAGAAAGCAGAGGAAGGCUGAAACCGAGCCAAUGGAUUAAGAAAGCGAGAAAUACCAGCAAGGCAUACCUCUGCAUGUUGGAGUUUGUACACAGCAGUGAAAAGAGAAACUGAACAAACAGUAAAUCCAGCAUUGUGACUUUCACUGAAAAGAAUGUGUUCCUUUUCAAAGUGAUCAAGAAGCUACCAGGGAGUUAUGUCUGAAGAGGCUGAAAAAAUGGAAAAACAGCCUCCUGACCCUCCACCAGACCCACGCUGGAAGUUCCUUGUUGGCUACCUCUGUUUCUACGGCUUCAUGGGCCAGAUUAGACCUGGGGAGAGUUUCAUCACGCCUUACCUGUUGGGAUCGGAGAAGAAUUUCACAAAGAAAGAGGUGACCAAUGAAAUUACCCCUGUCCUAUCGUAUUCCUACAUGGCAGUAUUGGUGCCCAUCUUUCUACUCACAGACUAUCUGCGGUAUAAGCCCAUAUUGGUGCUGCAGAGCUUGAGUCACAUUGCUAUCUGGCUGCUGCUGAUCUUUGGUACCAGCAUCAUUGCCAUGCAGUUCAUGGAAUUCUUCUAUGGCAUCACGAUGGCUACGCGGAUAGCUUACUCCUCCUACAUCUUCAACCUGAUCUCUCCAUCGUGCUAUCAGCGCAUGGCCAGUUAUUCCCGGUCUUCAGUGCUGAUGGGUGUCUUCACCAGUUCCAUGGUGGGACAACUCUGUGUCACAGUUGGAGGCACCACCUUCAUGACAGUGAAUUAUAUCUCAUUGGGCUUCAUGUGCUUUGGGCUGGUCUUGACCCUCUUCCUGAAGCGUCCGAAACGCAGCCUCUUCUUCAACAGGAGCAAGAGCUUGUGUAAUGGUACCUCGCCCUCAGAACUGGACAAAAUGAACCCUGAGGCAGGAGAGCCCAUGUGGUAUAAGGCUUCUUCCUGGAAAAAUCUGCUGUUAUUCCGGCUGAUAAAGGAGUUGGGGACUAUUGUAAGAAUGCCGCAGCUGAGACUUUGGUCCCUUUGGUGGAUAUUCAAUUCUGCUGGCUAUUAUCUGAUGCUUUAUUAUGUGCAUAUUUUAUGGAAUGAAAUAUAUCCUGCCAAGGACAACAGAAACGUCUACAAUGGGGGAGUGGAAGCAGUUUCUACCCUGCUUGGUGCCAUCACUGCUUUUUCUGCUGGCUUUGUGAAGAUCCGAUGGGCCUUCUGGUCAAAACUGGUGAUUGGGGUUGUGACCGGAGUCCAGGCAAGCCUACUGUUGUUGAUGAACACAACUGCCAAUAUUUGGCUGUGCUAUGCGGCCUAUGUCCUCUUCAGGGGUUCCUACCAGUUUCUUGUGCCUAUAGCCAUCUUCCAGAUUGCAUCUUCGCUGUCCAAAGAACUCUGCGCUCUGGUGUUUGGUGUCAAUACUUUCCUUGCCACAGUUCUCAAAACCAUCAUCACUAUCAUCAUAACUGAUAAGAAUGGUCUGGCUCUCUCAGUCCAUUCCCAGUUCUACGUUUACUUCGGUUACUUCACUGUUCUGACCACACUGUAUCUUUUGUCAUUUGCGUACAUGAUGGCAAGGUGCAAUGCUUGCAAAACACCCCAAGAAGAGACCACACCAGCCAAUGAACUCUGCAGCCCAGUUGAGGAGGAGAACUCGGACAAGGAGGGAAACCCAGAACUGGCUAGUUCCAAAGCCUGAGAAACGCUACCAUCUGCGUACGUACAUGGAGAUGGAUUUUCCUGCAAGAUCUCCAUUGACAUGAGACCAGUGCACCUCUCAUAACAAUCAGCACUUAUCAAAGUCAAUGCAACCCUAUUUUCACAAUAUUGGAUCUCUGCAGAAGCUCAGAGAAAAGCUUGCUUGGUUUCAAAUGCAACUUUGGUGUAGUUGACUUUUCUGGCAGCUACAGUUCUCCCCGUUUCUUGAGCCAAGUUAUGCUGAAAUAAUAUUUACCAAUGUUGCAAUUGGGCACUUAAUUUUUUGAUCAUAUGAAUUUGCUUUUAAACAUGUAUGUUCUUAGUUCUGUCGUGUAAAUUUGCCAAUCACCAAGAGCAAGUGAGACUAAGGCACUUUUUAAUGUUGAUACUGGUUAAUAUACUGUGAUAUGACUCAUAAUAACGUAAGACACAUUUUUGUUUUCCCUUUAUAGGAAAACAGAGAUACUAUUUGCAUUUGACCCCUGGUGAUUGUAAGCUGCCACACUCAGAAAACACAUGUCAAAGAAUGAAAUUACCGGGCUUAAAAAAAAAUGCCCUUAAAUUCAGGAAAGUACUGACAUGGGACCAAAGUGAACCAGGCAAUCCAAUCUUCUUCAUUAGAAAGCAAGAGCUUGCAUUUUGAUUAAUGAAUUAUGCUCCAGGCCAGGUUUAAGGUUUCAGUGCUCCUCUUUCACAAAACUCAAGCAUUUCUUUUCAA